Molecule: messenger RNA, 2240 nt
Organism: Gasterosteus aculeatus aculeatus (three-spined stickleback)
Lineage: Eukaryota; Metazoa; Chordata; Actinopteri; Perciformes; Gasterosteidae
Gene: tram2
Product: translocation associated membrane protein 2
Biological process (GO): protein insertion into ER membrane; SRP-dependent cotranslational protein targeting to membrane, translocation
Cellular component (GO): endoplasmic reticulum membrane
Source: RefSeq, a predicted model, not a curated record
CUACUAUAUUGCUAGGUAGCCUAAUAAAUUAUCCUAGUUUAUUAUUUGUCAUAUAUGUAUUAAUAACAUAACCCUGUAAAGUAACUUAUGACAUAAUUGUAGUGGAGUAAAAGGAUUAAAUCAAGUAAUUGCAAAGUAUCAAAAAUGAGGAAAUACAAAACAAAUAGUUGAGUGCAAGUUCCUUAAAAUAGUACCCAAGUGUGUACAGCGCUUAACCAUACUUCCUUUAAGCGGCGACUGUAUUAUCGGCUAGAUGGCCUCGAGGAAGGUAUUUACGGCGCUGGCCCUUUAAGACGUCGCGCAUGCGCAAAUUAGUGAGAAAGUUAACUCCUGAACUUCGUAGUCAGAAAAAUUCAGAUUUAUAAAAUAGCAGGGAAAACAGCAUUGAGUUGACAUGGCAUUCCGCCGGAGAAACAAGAGUUACCCGUUCUUCAGCCAGGAGUUCUUAAUUCAAAACCACGCCGACAUCGUGUUCAGUUUGGUGAUUUUGGUUUUGAUUGGAUUGAUGUUUGAGACAACAGCCAAGACGGCCAUACUCUUCAUUCAGCCUCAGCACAACGUCACCACGCUAUCACCAGAGGGCGAGGUGACGUUUUACCAUUACGGGUGGAAGGACUCUGCCACCAUCCUCUUCUACACCUUCAUCGCCAUCAUCCUACAUGCAGUCGUGCAGGAGUAUCUCCUGGAUAAAGUGAACCGGCGUCUCCACCUCUCCAAGAGCAAGAAUACCAAGUUUAACGAGUCGGGUCAACUGUGUGUGUUUCACCUGGUGUCGAGUGUGUGGAGCUUGUACAUCGUCAUAACAGAAGGAUAUCUGUUUCACCUCAGCAGUCUAUGGGAGAACUACCCCCAUCUCCACCUCCGGUUUCAGGUGAAGUUCUUCUACCUCACUCAGCUGGCCUACUGGCUCCAUGCGUUGCCGGAGCUCUACUUCCAGAAAGUACGCAAGGAGGAGAUCUCUCGUCAGCUGCAGUACAUCUGCCUGUACCUGCUGCACAUCGCCGCAGCAUAUCUGUUAAAUUUAAGUCGUGUGGGUCUGGUACUGCUCUUCCUCCAGUACGUCUCCGAACUGGGCUUUCACAUCGCCAGACUCUUCUACUUCACCGACGAGAACCAUCAGAAAAUGUUUGACCUGUGGGCAAUCGGCUAUGUGUUCACACGGAUGGUCACUCUGACCCUGAUGUUCCUGGCCGUUGGCUUCGGUUUGGCUCGUAGCGAGAACCAGGGCCUGGACUUGGAGAUGGGCAACUUCAACACUGUACUGAUCAGGAUGACCGUUCUGCUGCUGGUGUGUUUCACCCAAUCUUGGCUGCUGUGGAAGUUUAUCCGCUUCCAGCUGAGACGCUGGAGGGAGUCCAGACUCGAACAGGCGCUCCGCAAGAAGGCCGCCGCUAAACAGCCCCUACGGCCGCUGAAGAGGGACUCGAGUGAGUAUAGACUCGGUCACCACGAAAACGGAGUUCUUAAAGCCGAGAAUGGAGCCUCCCCUCGGAGCAAAAAACUCAAAUCCCCCUAAGAUCGGACGCCUCCCGGCCUGAACAGUGACCUCGGCCCCGGCCGAGGUUUCCCCACGUCACCACAACGGGAACGCUGGCGGCCGCGGGGCCACCGCGCCUCUUGUUGACAAUGGCCUGAGAUGAUACGAGGACUCUGAAGUCGCUGCAGACUGAUUGCUGGAAAAAGGAAAUCAAAGGAAAUCCCUCGAGCCCGACAGACAUUUACUCUCUUCAUCAUAUCAGUAUUUUUUAAAUUAGUUUUUUGUUAUACACGCACGCUACGCCACGGAUAAGCAGCACCAUUGUUUGCAGAAUGAUUCAAAUGUAAAGUGAACACCGUAUGUAGCACACACACACACACGUCACCGCGUGUCCUUGUUGAAUGUGUGUCCUCAUGCACAAGUACUGUAUUGGUUAUGGUGUCGUCUGGGGUUUCAGCUGUUUUCAGUUCGCCACAUUGAAUUGGCUUUGCUUUCUUUUUCUGUUGUCUGGUCCAUUGGAGCAGAAACAUGUGUCUGAUGUUGUAUGAUAAAAGCUUACUGUAUGCCGACCUUAACAUGCCUUCACCAAAGGCAUUCGGGACAACCGAUAGAGUGGUCACAUGGGCAACUAAUGUCCGUUUAAAAUGCUGAAUCCAUCCCAGGUUGCUGAACGAUUAAGCAUCAAGUAUGUAUGUUGGAUAUCACGCAUGCCAUUCCAUUUUUUUUUUUUUAAUUACUAUAUUAAAUGAUGCAAUUUUCAGAA